AUGGUUGCACAUUGGGGUGUUGCUGGUCGGUGUUUAUCGGGUUCGGUAUUGGGUAACCGUUGCCUUGCUGCUGAUCUUUGUGUACGAGUUGAAAUUGAACGUGGUGCAGUUUUGGAAGCGCGUUUUUUGCCUUUGUGUGCCAUCGGUCUUUGUUCGACCACAGGUAAUAAUGUGGUUUUUGUGAAAUCCCUGUGUGAAAACAGAAAUGGAUUGAACCUUCAAACUUGACCUUGAUUGUCGGUCAUUGUAGAUGACAAAACUGUUCAAUCAUCCAUAUUGUCAGCCUCUUCUAUUUCAUUAUCAAUGGAUGCUUCUCUAAUUGAUGAAACCAACAGUUCGUUAAUAACUACUACACCUGUUGUUCUUGCUGUAAAAUCGUCUCUCUCGAACAAGUCAUCAAUAAUUGCCCCUCAACUGCAAUAAUUGCCCUUCAAGGUACCAGAUAUUUAGUCGACAAUACUGGCUCUUCCAUCCAGCCCGAUCCGCUAAUACUAUACAUUGUACCUGGUGUUCGGGUUUUUUUGAACUUUGGACUGUAAAGAAUACUGCGAAAAGCCUAUGAAAAUACUAGGAAACUAGCGGAGUCCACGGGCGUACAUAGGAGUCCAAUGAAAGUUCGCUUUUUUCUCCCUGCGCGAACCGCUGCUAUAUCCCAACCAUGCAAAAAUAACAUCAAAAACACAUUUUUAUACGAGAGACCGCUUAUUGUGUCGCAAACCGUCGGUUUUGACUUGUUUUUCUGCUUGAAAAUGAACCGGUGUUACUCGUACUUUACACAGUGGGCAUUUAGGCGGCAUUUUCUGAAAAAAUUGUAGGUACGAAAUUUUCUGUUUUGAAUAGCGGUAUAUAUAGUGUAAACAAUGCACUAUUUAACAGUGAAAAAAUUUUUGUUCUAGCUGCUUCCAAAGUGGAGGAAACCAAGUUACAAAAUUACUAGCGAAAUAGACGUGUUGGUAUUUAAAAUUGCAUUUUCUCCAUCAAAUUUGAAUUUUUUUUGAAAAACAAACACUGAUAUGGCAUCAUCAGGUGUUGGGCUUUCUAAACGUAAAAUAGUUUUGGAAGAACAAGUUAAAUUUCUGUUGAGGCUCAAAGAUCUUUCUAGAAAACCUGUUUAAAAAAAAGGUGACCUCAUAAAAAUGCACGCGCGCAACUCCGCGCC
Didymodactylos carnosus is the source of this 1159-nucleotide messenger RNA. NCBI's taxonomy places the organism in Eukaryota, Metazoa, Rotifera, Eurotatoria, Philodinida, Philodinidae. The record is from the annotation of a GenBank genome assembly.